Molecule: messenger RNA, 588 nt
Organism: Bolinopsis microptera
Lineage: Eukaryota; Metazoa; Ctenophora; Tentaculata; Lobata; Bolinopsidae
Product: vacuolar protein sorting-associated protein 28 homolog
Exons: 5
Coding region: 1-588 (195 amino acids)
Biological process (GO): protein transport to vacuole involved in ubiquitin-dependent protein catabolic process via the multivesicular body sorting pathway
Cellular component (GO): ESCRT I complex
Molecular function (GO): protein-containing complex binding
Source: RefSeq, a predicted model, not a curated record
AUGUAUUCAGCUAAUAGUGGCAGACGUCAUGAGAGAAGGUUCGACACAAACAGACCUGAAUUAUAUGAGGAGGUGAAGUUGUUCCGAAAUGCUCGUGAAAGGGAAAAGUAUGACAACAUGGCUGACUUGUUUGCGCUCAUCCAAACACUACAGUGCCUGGAAAAAGCUUACAUUAAAGAUGCUCUUACAGCUAAAGAAUACACUGAGGCGUGCUCCAAACUUUUAGCACAAGUCAGCGCAGCAUUCAACCUGGUUAAAUCGAGUGCCUACCCAGACAUACCAACAUUUAUGAAGGAGUAUUACCUGGACUGUCCUGCAGCCUUACAGCGAAUUGAGGAGGGCAAGCCAAUCACUAUACAGGAUAACCAAGGAAAUAUCAGCAAGAGUAUAGCUGAUGUGAUAUCUUUGUACAUCACUCUGUGUGACAAACUUCAAAUGGAUAUGAGAGCUAAGGAUGAGCUGUACACCGAUUUGAAAUGCUUGGCAGAUGUUCUAGACCGGAUGAGUAACCUACCGUCCGACUUUGAUGGCACGAAGAAAGUAUAUUUCUGGGUUGGGGAACUGGGACAGUUGUAUUUAACAAGUUGA